AUGGCUGCCCGCAAGACCCGCGCUCGCCUCGUGGUGGCCACCACACUCUUCUGGACCUUGCUCACCGCCACCUCUGCCAAGAUCAACCGUGGUAAACGUCAGCUGCCCCUCCCCGGCGAGAGCUAUGAUUACGUCGUCAUUGGAGCCGGAACAGCUGGUGCAACCCUCGCCGCCCGACUGGCCGAAGAUCCUUCAGUCACCGUCGCUGUAAUCGAAGCCGGCGACGGCCUCCAAGACAUCAACCCCCUCGCAUUCAUACCAGGUGCUGAUGUCCUCGGUGUCGGAGCGAGUACAUCCGACGUUCAGAUCAACAACGAUUGGGGGCCGGUGACCGAGCCGCAGCGAGGUGCCGCGAACCGUCAACUCCACUACGCUCGAGGCAAGGGAGUCGGCGGUUCCUCGAUCAAAAACUUCAUGGUCAGUGCAGUGCUCGAACUUGUGCCGUGUUUGUACGACUGCCGCCGACUCGGCCGUAUACGACCGGACUUGAUGAUGGGUAUCUGCACAGAUCUAUCAACGCCCUGACCGCACCUCCUUCGACGCUUGGCAACAAGCUACGGCCGGCCAAUCUUCGCCUGGUUGGAGCUGGGAGGACGUUUAUCCUUACUUCACGUAUGUGUACAUCAUCUCGGAGCCUUAUAGAUCCGAUUGUUCUCUGACCGCACGGUUUUCCUCUUCGACAUUGUUAGAAGUAUAUGGUUGUAUCGUCCUUCAUCUGAUUCUUGCUCCUAUUAUGGUACUUGGGAUUGAGCCUAGCGACGCUUCAUGAACUCCCUAGUCACUCAUUCUCCCUGCUUUACUAGUCUCUAAUCCCUCUUCCCUAUUAGCAUUACGCUUCACUUUCUAGCCUUCCGCGAGUCUGUCCCUUAGUCUCUGGCCACUCUGUUCUCGUCCCUGUUCAUUGGACUGAGUUGUGGUCAUCAUCAGUUACCACUCGAGAACAUUUCUGCAACAGACAUUUUUCGCCAAACAGGAAGAGUGUGACCAUCACGCCCGCGAACAACGCCAAGCGGGGUGCCUAGUACACCCCCAAGUACAAGUGAGCAACUCGAACAUGCGAACAUAUGACGCCUUGAGAAUGUCGCGUUGACGAUAUUUGGCCAUAGCCCAGCCGCGUUCCCCCAGACCGACUCCUCCAAGGCGCCCCUGACUCUGGGCUGGUCCAACUUUGCGUUCGAGUAUGGCUCGACGCUCCCUGCGGCUUACAAUGAGCUCGGCUACUCUGCCGCCUCCGACUUCUCUUCCGGUACUCUCAACGGAUACGCCUACAACCCUUCGACCAUCGACGCCACCGAUGGUCAUCGCGCGACCUCGGAGAAGUUCGUCAGGAAUGCUAAGGCCCAAGGUCGUUCCAACCUCAAAGUAAUUACAAACGCGAUGGUCAAGAAGAUCAACUUUGAUUCGCAGAACAACGGUGAGCUCGUUUAGUACACAUAGGAGAAGGUCCAAUGCUUAUCCUCUCUGUAUUUGUGUAAUUCGCAGCCGUCUCGGUCACGUACACCAGUGUGUUGGGUUUCUUCCAAACCACGGUAGCUGCUCGCAGGGAAAUUAUCGUCUCUGCCGGUGCAUUCCAAAGCCCCCAGCUACUCAUGGUCUCCGGUAUCGGUCCUAAGGACCAGCUUUCUCAAUUCGGGUGAGAAAGAGUGCCUCCAUUGACCCACGGAAGAUGCUGAAGUUGCUGACCGCUCAAUCAUGACUCGUGCGCAGCAUCAAGCAAAUCGUUGACUUGCCAGGCGUUGGACAGAAUCUUCAAGACCAUGCCUUCUUCUCCCCUGCCUACGAGAUUAAGAACAGCAUCUACAACCUUGGUUCCGAAACCCAGCUGUUCAAACUGCUCCUCGCCGGUGGAUCGGCACUCUUCUCGAACACGGGCUCGCUCACCAACCCCGUGUGCGAUCACCUCAAUUGGGGACGAUUCAACAGCUCCUUCUUCGCCCAACACCCCGAGGCCGCAGCUCUCAAUGACCCGUCGCAAUACGGUGCAUUGUGGCCUCACUAUGAGUUGCUCUCCGCCCCGGGGUUGACGGGCGAUUUUAGCAACCUCUUCACCUUGAACAGUGGUCCGGCGUCGCAGACCCCUCCUCGUCUCUUCUACUCCCUCCUUGGUGCUCUGGUCGCACCCUUGUCCCGAGGUGCGCAACCAGGCGGACCUUGACUUUCUUGCGAAAACCAAACUAAUGGACGAGUGCUUCUCUAAAAAUUAGGUUCCGUGACCCUUGCUUCGGCCGAUGCGGGUGUCUACCCGAAGAUCGACCCCAACUGGAUCGCCCACCCUGGAGACCAAGCUGUGGCGAUCGAGAUCUUCAGAAAGAUCCGCCGCAUCUUCAACACCAAGGCUUUCAGUGCCGUCCGUGCCAACAGUCAAGAGUACUUCCCAGGUCAGUAGGCACACAGUUCUCGUGCGCUCUCUCGAUUGAUAGCUCACCCUUAUUGGCUUGCUUGCUCUGCCUAGGUCUCAAUGUCCAGAGUGAUGCAGAGAUCCUCAAGACCAUUCAGUCCUCCAUUCAGUCCUCCAUUCAGACCGUCUGGCAUGCAGCUGGGUAAGCGAUCUCACUGAACGUGGCCCAUUUCAUUGAGUACAACCUGACUCACCUUAUACACCGUCUGUUCUGACCUACAGAACGUGCGCCAUGACCGAUCGUGCCAAAGGCGGGGUCCUCGACCCCUACCUGCGCGUCCACGGCGUCAAUCGUCUUCGCGUCGUCGAUGCCUCUUCCUUCCCCAUGUUGCCUCCUGGACAUCCUCAGUCCACGAUCUGUGAGCCCCAAGUGUAUUACAUCCUCAAAAGCUUCCAGAACUGAAUGUGUUUGGAACUACAUGACAGACAUGCUCGCGGAGCGCGCGGCGGAUUUCAUCAAGUCGACUCGCACGGGUCAGCCCAUCACCCCUCCUAGCGUCAACCUUCCGACUGGUGAUGCUGGAGCGCCGUUUAGUGGCAACUGA
Molecule: messenger RNA, 2943 nt
Organism: Microbotryum saponariae
Lineage: Eukaryota; Fungi; Basidiomycota; Microbotryomycetes; Microbotryales; Microbotryaceae
Source: the annotation of a GenBank genome assembly